AUGACAUUUUGUCCUCCACUGAAGGCUCCAGGCAUCCCGCUGGAGACUGCAGCCCCGUCCCAGAGGAGCCAGGCUCCGGAGGAACACGCGUCCCAGCAGGAGGGUCAAGUGCAGAUCAUGUACUGUAAAGAGCAGGUGUAUCAGGGAGACGCAGAGUUCAGUCUGGAAGAGCUCCGAGCGCAGCGCUACUGCAGAGCUUUGAGCGAAAAGGCCUUACACCUGAACAAACUAAAGCAGGACCUGCAGCUUCAGAUCGAGCAGAAAAAGAGACUCAUUCAGCAAAGAAACAGCACAGCAGAGACACAGCAGAUCGUUCAUGAGGAGGCCGGUUCUUCCUUCCAGAAACCUACAGGUUCGUGUGAAUCUUCGGCUGCUCCGGUCACCAUACACCGCGAGCAGGAGGAAGGCCCUGUGCUGAGCAGUAAAAGCUCAGUGAAGCGAGAGGACGACAUGAAUCACAGUGGAAGUGACGCUAAACUGCAGAAAACAGCAAAACCUUUCAGUGUUUUUGCUGAGAAUACACUGACAAAUAAAAUAUCAUCAUCGGCGAACCGUAAUUCUCUGAAGCUGCCCACCUUGAGCCUGAAAGGGCCGAAGCCAAAAGCAGAGCUCUCUACAGACAAACAGGACAUCUCUCGCUCCGAGGAAGCCAUCGUCAACGGUCACUGGAAUAAGACUCUGUGCCGGAGUCCAGACGACACGUGUGAAUUCGCCCGCGCCGCUCAGCUCGCGUCCACUCCGUUUGCAGGAGUCGAGAGGCCAAAAGCGUCCGAAUCGGUCCUGAUGGAGAAUCUGAGCCGAACGGCCCCAGAAUCCAGUAAACCAGCGAACUCAAAUGAGGAGAAAAAGCUCAGUCCUAUCCUAGAGAUCAGUCAGGAGUGGGGCGGCACUUCCUUCGCCACCUUUUCCCAGGAUCCCCUGAAGCGCUUUAAUGAUCCUGAGAUCAGCCGAGCCGUGGAGAGACCGGAGACGCUGCUGGAGGAAGGUGGGAAUAAAGCUCACGGUUUACAGCUCUUCAGAUCAUUCAGUCUCUUUCAGUCAGAUCAGAUCCGAGUGUCUUGGAGUGUUUUAGCCACUAGAUGGCACUAGUCUUCGACGUUUGAUGUGUACGUUGUUUUUUCAUGCGCUGGUCAGUUUUUGGGGUUUUAUAACAUGUCUUUAGACUAGUGGAAGGAAAGCAUGCAAAAUAGACUUUUAGGUGUUUAUUUUAUUGCACUUUUAUCUAUUUUGCAUUUAUAUAGCUCCACUUCAGCAGCACUUACAUACAGCAAAACUUUACUGAUGUGUUUGUUUAUAAA
Cyprinus carpio (common carp) is the source of this 1298-nucleotide messenger RNA. Its product is annotated as mitotic checkpoint serine/threonine-protein kinase BUB1 beta-like. The coding region runs from base 1 to 1089 and encodes 362 amino acids. The transcript has 8 exons. The record is from RefSeq and is a predicted model, not a curated record. Lineage: Eukaryota; Metazoa; Chordata; Actinopteri; Cypriniformes; Cyprinidae.